UGAAGAUUUGAGAGAAUCUUGUUAACAAAAACAAAGGGUACGGGGGGAGCCAUAACGAUAACGUUGCAGUAAUGAUUUUCUUUUUUCUAGCUGGAGGUUUUUCGAAGAUUUCCCUUUUCUUUAUGUUUUUUUUUUUUUUUUGUAGACCAAUCGAUGCAGCUUUUUAUUCUUUAUAUUUACCUGUUCAUAUCAAGAAGUCACUAGUUCGAGAGAUAUUUUGGUUUCAAUUUUGUAAAAUGUACGCGUGCAGAAGCAAGGAUAUUCAAGGCGCAUGAUCAAGUUGCAAGUGAUUCACCCUGUACACACCGUCGUGAAUAGUCCGCGCAAAUUCGUAUGCAAAUUCGUACUUGGUGAAUACAAUCAAAGGCUUUACUUUGAAUAUUCUACAUAUUUUGUGUAUUGCGUGCAGUUCUCGUAAAUGCAUACAUAUCCCCAGUUUAGAUACGAGAAUCAAUUAUCAUGAUUAUUGUCGGUUUGAAACCAAUCUGUGUGGAUACAUGUAGAUAUGCAAGUGUGUAUUUCGUGGAGAUCGUAACAGAGUACGUCGCAGAAGCGUUGAAUCGUUUCUUUGAUAAUUCCAAGCAAUCGUUUUGUAUAAAAGCAACAUGAAUUAGUUUUGAUUUUUUAGCUAUUGAACGCCACUAUACGUGGCUCGCUUGUUUCUCACGAUCGGUCGAAGAAAGCUGUACACAACGAUUUUUCACAUUCUUUAUAAAACAAACUUUAGUCUGUAUUAAUUACGCAACGUAAUUACGGAUAUAAAUUUCAUUAUCGCACAAUUUUUCAAAAGUCGGAUCUUGCCGCGCAGAGGUAUAAAAAUCGCGAAAAAUCUCGCCUCUCGUAGCAUUAAGAGGUUAAGGCGAACGAAAGUACACGAGGGUUCCAUAAGAGUGAAUUUCAUCGACCUGAAAGUAGUAGAAAGUACCUAGCGCUGGUUAGAGACGAACGGAAAAAUUACGCGAUGGUAAAAGCACGACGGCGGGCGAGCGAAUCGAAAAUUUGCCCUUGUCGAAAGGGAACGUAUCUGACCGCGUUAUUAUUGGAAGCCUAGUCCCAUUAUUCCCACGAGCGAUCCUUUUUUUUUUUUUCACUUGUACGCGGCGGGAGAAUUCCGCGCGUGCAUCCGCAGCGCGAGCGCAAAAAAAAAACCGCAAAACCUCAAAAGACACCCCUCAAAAAAAAAAAAAAAAAAAAAAAAAAAGAAAAAAAAAGGAAAAGAGAAAAAAGAAAGAAAAAGGUGGAAAACAAAUCUUUUUCCUGCGUUGAGCAGUCAGUGAGAGUCGUCUGUUACACCACGUUUCAUUGUCGCGUUAUCCUUCGUGCCUAGCAACCGAGAAAUCAGCGAGAUCUGGCAGAAACAGAAAAAAAUAAAAAUACCAUCAUACGAUGCCGGUGCAAUCCACCUCGCCAUCCUCUCUCGCCUAAUCUGUCACGGGAGUCGAGAGUAUUCCCUGAGAGGAUUCUACGUCGUCUUCAAGGUUAUCGAUCCUCGAGAACUUCGUUGGAAGAGUACCGCUGCGUGAACACCACUGGUAGCCUCUCUUUCUCUCUUUCGCUCGCUCACUCUCUCUCUCUCUCUCUCUCUCUCUCUCUCUCUUCUUUCCAGGAUGAAAAGGUUCGCGCGACCCUCCUGAAUUCCUCUCUUACUCCGCCAGUUUCAAGGUCACCCUCCGCUUCGCCCUCUCGAAGAGUUUUCUCGCAGCGCGGCGCGCGUGUUGAAGUUGGGCGAGAAGUCUGCCUGUCAGAGGAUGGAGGACAACAGGGUGUCGACGGGAAACCCUUCGGCCAAGUACAAUUCCAGUUUACCGCGACCAAACUGAAACGAAAUUGAAGUUUGUCCUCCGGAGUUGUGCGCUCGAGCAGCAGUCAAGGUCAUCGACGCGAAAACCACGUCGGCUACGUUGUGACAACAUCCGGCUGCGGAACCGUGCAACCGCGAUGCAAUUCUCUACGGAGGGGAAAAUUUCGGUUUCGUUGGGCGCGAAACCGUGAUAAAUUAAUGUCUCGCCUAUGGUAAAAUUUGAGCAGAACAGAAACAGAGAGAGAGAGAGAGUGAAAGGUGGAAGAGAAAGUUGAGAGUGAGAGACUGAGAAAGAUAGCGGAGCAAGCAGCAAGGAAUUAGCCGGCAGGAGUCUGUAGGUGGCUGUACACGCAGUCGGAGGGCAGGAGAGAGGCGAAAGAAGGAUCGAGCGACGAAGAGAAGGAGUAACUGGCGGAGGUGGAGGGUUUGAGCAUUUCGGGAGUGUCGGAGGUGGCGGCGCACGGCUGAUCGAUGCAACAGCAGCGCCGCUACGAGCAAGAGGGUAGGAGGCGUAGCAUAGUCGGAGAGAGAAAGGGCAGAGGGUAGCGUUACUCGACAGCAGGAAGAGAGAGAGAGAGAGAGAGAAAGCCUCCCUUCCUGCCGUAUGUCGGCCUCCUCCGUUAUCCCUCCGGUUCCCUCCCUCGGACCGCGUUGCACGCGUACUAACCGAGCAGCGCGCGUUUCACUCCGCCGUGCCAUCCCCCUCCAUCGCGAAUUUUCAGUACAGCAGGGGUUGCUUCGACGCGACGCUCAACCUCUCUCUCUCUCUCUCUCUCUCUCUCUUCCUCUCUCCCUCCGCUUCGCCCUCUCCGUCCGUCAGUUACUCCCUUCUCACUCCCACGUCCUCCUCGACUUUGUCCUCUCUCUUUCUCUGUCGCUCCCUCUGUGCUCCCUCCCUCAGGCGGGCUCAGUUCUCGCCUGAAGACCGUGCGGUGUACAGGUGAUCCGACUCGUGCGUAUUCACCCUCUCUACGGCUGAGUUUGUCCGCCCGCUGGUCGGGAUGACGUGCUGCCGCGUUGCCACGAGGAGGAGGAGGACGCACGCUCUGUCCUGCCGCGUCGUCGACGAGCCGUAGACCGGGCCGAGUAACGAUGUAGUGUCGAGCGGAUCGUCGCCUACGGUGGAACCGCGAGCUACCGGCUCCCUAGAAACAGACGGCGAGGAUGUCGACGUGGUUCGAGCCGCGUGGCCGCGAUUGGUGAGACGUUUCCGGCGAGUGUACGAAACGUGCGGGUUCGAGUGCGUCGUUCGAGUUUGGUAAACGACGAGGGAGAUAGAGAGAGAGAGAGAGAACAGAGAGGAAGUCGAGGAAGAAGAGAGAGAGAGAGAGAGAAAGGAGAGAGAGUGAGAGAGAGGGGUGGUCCGCAAGGGCCACGGCCAUGGGGGAGGCAGCAUGUUCUCCGAGCUGUGCAGGGAGACUCUGCGGAAGGCAGCCGUGUGCUACAGUUCUGGUCGUGCAGGAAGUCCAUCACCAUCGCCACCAACGUCUCCGCCGCCAUCUCCCGCCAAAGAAGCAAAGACUACUGCCAACGUUGACCUGGCAAAUGUCCGUGACACCUGCCACGAAGCCAGAGAUCCAGGGACCAGCGGGAAAAGAUCGCUGCCGCAGCAGCCGUCGUCGUCAACAGGAACGUGCACCACGGAGUUCCGUGACUUCACCGGAAGGAGAUCGCCCAACGCCCCAGGCGACUCCAGGGAGAAGCGUUCAACGGUGUCCAGCGGUGACUUUGGGAAAAGAUUGGGCUGCCCCGAAGCGAGGGACGGCAAGCGAGGCUCGUUUCCGGCAGACGCGAGGGACGGACGAUCCGUGUCCCCCGAGAAGGGGGGACGUCAAUGGGAGGACAACAGAUGGCCAUGCGGAGGAUACGAGUAUGGCCGACCAGACUCGAGACUCGGUAGACAGUCCCCUGGGUCUCCAGGAUCGUCGCCCGAACCAGAGGACAACUCCUCAACUUCUGGCGACGAAGCUGGAGCCGCUUCUGAGGAAACUAACCAAAGGUCCAGUUCUGCACACAAUCGCCACUCUCUCACGAAGGGUAAGCAGUCAGUGUUUGACGAAUCACCACGUAAUACAGAAAGAAUCAUGACACGAGCGUUGUCCGAUCGAUCGAAACCGUCGCCAUGCUACGUCGCUUUUCUCCUUUUUCUUUGUCGUAUCCACUUGCACAUCCACCGGAUAUUACGAGAAUUAUGCGCACAUCAUCACCACCAUGCAUGGCCGUACGUAUUUAUACACGUGUACCGCGAGAGAUCACGUUUAUGAUCACGUAUGGCGAAUGGUGUCAUUUCGUUUCCCCUUCCCUCUUUUUGUCGCGGAAGCUUCUGGCAAAUGUUGCUAUUGUAACGCUAUUGCCGCGCGCAACAACCACGGACGGACAGUCUUUCUCGUUGAUCAGUGGCUGUAAAUUCGCGAAACAAAAGCCGCCGUAUUUCGUACCGAGUACAAAGGAAACAAGCAUGAAGCUUACCGUCGUCGUCGUUUCUCAUUUAAAACCAAGAAUAAAGGGACACCGGCAGAUAUAUUUGCUUGAGCGAUCGUUGUGAAAUACGAUUUAUCCUUGGUUUCCCCUCGAACGACCGAGAUUAACGAAUCCAGUCGUUUCUCAAGCUGGCUGUCCGUCUCAUCUUCGAAUCGGAGCGUGUCCGACGCGAACGCGCGUGCAAUUCGAACGCAGUCGGACGAGAGAAACAAAUGGAAAUUUCGACGCGCGACGAGUAUUGUGUCGAUGGGAAACAUCGAUAACGAUGGGAAACGAUCGCUUUCCGCAUUGUGAAAAAUGGAAAGCGACGUGUGGCGCUCGUGAAAUCGAAUAAA
This is a messenger RNA of Frieseomelitta varia, 4617 nucleotides long. RefSeq lists its product as uncharacterized. The transcript is spliced from 4 exons. The coding region runs from base 3196 to 4065 and encodes 289 amino acids. Lineage: Eukaryota; Metazoa; Arthropoda; Insecta; Hymenoptera; Apidae. The record is from RefSeq and is a predicted model, not a curated record.